AUGGUCCCAUUAAUGCUGCAGGCGCAGCAGCAGCAGCAAAAGAACCAGCAGCAGCAGCAAAUCCAGCACCUGCAUGCUCAGGAAAAGAGGGAGCAUCAGGGGCAGCAGCAAGACUACCACCAGCAGCAGCAAGAAUACCAGCAGGAGCUGCGCGAGCAGCAGCAGCAGCAGCUGCAGCAGCAACAACAGCAACAGCAGCAACAGCAGAAGCAGCAGCAGCAGCAACACAGGGCAGAGAUGUCGCCGCGCACCUCCCAAGCUUUGGCUGAACGUCCUGAGAGCAAGGGGGUCCUAGAAGGACCCACACAGCCUAAGGAGCAGCAGCAGCAGCAACUGCAGCAGCAGCAGCAGCUUCAGCCCGAGCAGCAGAAGCUGGAGCAGCAGCAAGAGCAGCAUGAGGGAGAUGAGGAACAGCAGGAACGCCCUCAAAAAUGGCAGCAGCAGCCUCAAGAGCAGCAGCAGCUGCAGCUGCAGCUGUACAAAGAGCAGCAGGAUCCGAAGGACGCUUGCAUGCAGCAGCUGCAGGUGUUUAAGCAGCAGCCGGAUCAGCCCGAAGUGCAGCAGCAGCAGCAGCAGCAGCAGCAAGGCGAGGAGCAGCAGCAAGGAGAGAAGCGGCAGGCGGGCGUGGGGGAAAGCACACAUAGCGGCGGCGCCAUUGCUGAGGUUACAGUAGAGCUUGCUGCUGCCCCUGCUGCUGCUGCCUGUGCUGCUGCAGCCUCUGCUGCUGCAGCCCGUGCUGCUGCAGCCUCUGCUGCUGCUGCCUCUGCUGCAGUUCCGCCCACUGUCGCUGCGAUUGGCUCAGCUCCAUCGUCAGAUGCUGCUGCUGCUGCUGCUGCUGCAACUUCGACUCCAGCAGCAGCAGCAGCGGAACAAGCAGCAGCAGCCUCUGCUGCUGUUUCAGCCCAUGCUAUUAAGGCUGCGGCCGUUGCUGCUGAUUGCUUGGAGCUUGAUACAAACAAGCAGGCAAGCAGCAGCAAAGAGUGCACCCUGUCAGCUGUUCGUGUGCCUGAUGCUCCAUGUGCAGCAGCAGCAGCAGCAGCAGCAACGGCGGCAGCAGCAACUGCAACAGCAACAGCAGCAGCAGCUUUGGGGCUCGUGCGGGGGCAGCAGCAAGUGUCAUAUCCUGCUGCUGCCAGCAGCAGCAGCGCAGCAGUUGCUGCUCAGUCGGCUCCCUCAGAAGGCCGCUGCUCCUCUGUGGCGGAGUCUGAGCGCAGCAGCAGCAGCAGCAGCAGCAGCAGCAGCAGGAUAUACAUGCGGGGGGGCUCCACUCUCUUUCCCCGCGUGCGCUCGCUGCGGCAGCUGCAGCACGACGUUGGUGCUGCUCUCUGCAGCUGGAGACACAACAUUUACAAUUGGGCAGCAGCAGCAGCAGCAAACUCUUGGGUGGGGCCCCAGGAGGGGGGGCUGCUGCAGCAGGGGGAGACUGCAGUGGUGCUGGGGAAGGUGUUUUGGGCCCUUGACGAGCAGCAGCAGCAAAUCGUCCGGAGGCACAGGCAGCACCACGCGCAGCAGCAGCUGCAGCAGCAGCAGCAGCAGCAGGCGCGGCAGCACAACCGGGGCGGCAAGUGCAGCAUCAACAAGUGCAGCAGCAGCAGCAGGAGUUGGGACGGAGAGCCCGCUGAGCAGCAGCAUGCAGUCGGAGGCGAUUGA
This is a messenger RNA of Eimeria tenella, 1650 nucleotides long. RefSeq lists its product as uncharacterized. Bases 1 to 1650 code for a protein of 549 amino acids. Lineage: Eukaryota; Apicomplexa; Conoidasida; Eucoccidiorida; Eimeriidae. The record is from RefSeq and is a predicted model, not a curated record. The transcript is spliced from 4 exons.